AUGACACCUUUGUUUGUGGAGAAAGAGGGAAAAAUGAUGGAUGCCAAGUGGUAGGACAUUGUAGGCACCAUAGGGGAACUUAUGUGGACCCAAGUGAAGGAGAAGUUUAUGGUGGCUGAAGGGAAGCAAUACAAAUUUCAAGCAUUUGUUAUAGACACCAUGCGACGCUUGUAUAGAAUUUGGAAGCACAGAUUACAUGAGACUUAUAAAAGGUUUGAAACAGAUGAAGAAAGGCUGGAAAAUGUUCCUAGUGAUGUAAAGAGUGAAGAUUGGAAGCUUUUGAUCGAGUACUUCAGCUCAGAGAAGUUUCAGAAAAUUAGCCAAAGAAAUGCAGCAAAUAGAGCUAAGCUUGUGACUAAACAUACUUGUGGUACAAAAUCAUUCGCCGAAGUUGAGGAGUCAAUGAGAGAUCCAAUCUCUGGAAAAAAGCCACCACCAGAUGAGAUUUGGCUUAAACAACAUACAAAGAAAAGUAAAGGGGAAUUACAGUGGUCUGAUCCGAUCUCCAAAGAAGUCCAUGAAAAACUUCACGAUCUUGUCGUUCAACAAGAAGAAACUCCUCCUGAAUCUCAACUUACAAAUGACGGCAAGUUCUUGGUCAAAAGUCCGGUUAUUUUCGAGGUAAAGGUGCUGAACAAGACCACCAACAAAAAGAACAAGAUAUCUCGAAAACAUGCAAGAAGAAGUACAACGGGCUGUUGACUCGGCUAGGGAAUCCAUGAUUGAAAGUUUGUGGGCUGAUGUCAGUAACGAACUCAAAGCUGAAAUCAGAAAAACUGUGAAAAUGGAGCUGAAGAAUGAUCUUACAGAGCAAAUUCAAAGGCAAUUUAAUGCUAUGUUCCAAGCACGAAUGGCUGCCUUUUUAGGCUCUUCAUCACAAUCAGAUACUUCAGUGCCAACAAGACCUGCAAACCGUGGUUAAAGAUUGAGAUAGCUAAUGAGUUCCAAUCAAAACAGAUUCAGCUAUACAUUGGGAGCAUAUGAGAAGUUGUUUUUUGUUGUAUAUGUUCUAGCUGCUAAACAAUAUUCGGGAAGUUGCUUUUUGUUCUAUAUAUGUUUUAGCUUCUUAACAGUACUACUUAUGUUCUAACUAGCUAUUAGGUUAACUAUGACUAUAGUUGCUAUUGUUUAUGACUUAUAGAUAUUAAAUAUAUUUUAUGUUUAU
Molecule: messenger RNA, 1165 nt
Organism: Tripterygium wilfordii
Lineage: Eukaryota; Viridiplantae; Streptophyta; Magnoliopsida; Celastrales; Celastraceae
Exons: 6
Coding region: 82-702 (206 amino acids)
Source: RefSeq, a predicted model, not a curated record